This is a messenger RNA of Coregonus clupeaformis (lake whitefish), 2717 nucleotides long. Its product is annotated as tetratricopeptide repeat protein 33. The coding region runs from base 96 to 902 and encodes 268 amino acids. Gene Ontology annotation, molecular function: protein binding. The transcript has 5 exons. The record is from RefSeq and is a predicted model, not a curated record. Lineage: Eukaryota; Metazoa; Chordata; Actinopteri; Salmoniformes; Salmonidae.
UUGUACUGUCCCUUUACAUUUCUGUGUUUACAAUCACAAGAGCUUCCGGGUUAAACAGAAAGUUGAAAGCUCAGCAAUCGCUACAGCAGCACAGGAUGGCUUCGUUCGGCUGGAAGAGGAAAGUGGGCGAGCGGGUGUGCAAGGCAGCGGUGCAGCAGUUUGAAGCCGCGGCGGAGAAGCCAGAGGAGGAUGGAGUGGACGAGGUGGACUGGCUACAUGCUAUCAAGCGGCGACGUGAAGUCCUCCUAGAGGACUGCGCUGUAAAGAGCAACAGGCUGAAGGAGGAGGGGACGGUGCUGGCACAAGAGGGCAGACACUGGGAGGCCAUUAAGAGGUGGGAUGAAGCCAUCCAGCUGACUCCAGACAACCCUCUACUGUAUGAGAUGAAGUCCCAGGUGCUGACCAUUCUGCAGGAGGUGUUCCCGGCGGUGCAGGCAGCAGAGAUGGCUGUGAAGCUCCGCCCCCUGUGGUGGGAGGGCUGGCAGACCCUGGGCCGUGCCCAGCUCAGCCUGGGAGAGGUGGACCUGGCGGUGAGGUCCUUCCAGGUAGCGGUCCACCUUUGUCCGUCAGAGCGCCCCCUCUGGUCGGAUGACCUGGCAUGGGCACGGCGGCUGCAGCAGCAGAGACGGGCGGCCCAGGACCAGACCCAACGGGAGGAGGAGGCCCAACGGGAUCUCCUGAACCCUCCAGAGCUCCAGCAGGACUACGACUUUGAGUCAGACGAGGUGGUGGUGGCCUGCACUGCCGUAGCCGAGAGACAGAGACGCUAUGAGGAACUGAAGAGGACAGUCGUGGUUGUCGACACUGAGGGGAAUUCCAGGGAGGUACCCGUGGAGGAGGAGGGGUCAGGGGACACACCCUCUUCAUCACAGGAUCAGUUGGUCAAAGCACGGGGACUAUGAGAUGUCUGUUAAGGACUUAAGGACUAGAAUGGAUCUUAUGGACUGAAAUUGGUCUUUUUGUUUUUGAUGUUUUGAGUCUUUAUUCUUAUGCAUGUCGUUAUGGUUUUCUGUUUUAGUCAACAACAGACUGUGGGUGAUAGAGGUAGAUUUAAUCAAAUAAAUGUUUGUUUUUGUGUGUUAUGCUUUCACUGUUUAUCAAUGCUCUCAUAUUACUGGCAUUUAAAAUACUGGAUUUGAGCAUAACCAAAAAUAUUUUUUAUUAUAAUUUGGCACUCGAGAGGUCAAUAGUCACUCAUUUUGGUUAAUCCUCCUCCUGGAAAAAAAGGAUCCUGUUGUGUUUGGAAUAUGUCUUUCAGUCCCAUUUAUCUUAGACACAUUCAGGGCCGGUUUCCCCAGACACAGAUUUGACCUAAUCCUGGACUAAAAAGCUUUUUCAAUGGAGAUUCUCUAUUGAGCUUGCUUUUUUGUCCGGGAAACUGCCCCUUAGUCUUUUGGAAUGUCUCAAGUUCUCCCUGGAAAGCUCCUCUCACUUGAGUCAAUCGCGUCAGUCAAGCUGUUAUUAAAAAAUAAACCUUUUUGAAUUGCAGUUUCAUGCAACAUAAAGUCGCAGUUGGAAGUGCUAUUUUAUAAUGACUAACGGACUGGUCUUAUCUGUUGGGAAACUCUGUCUCCAUGGUAACACAGAGAAAUAAACCCCACAGAGAAAUAAUAUUGCAUGAGUAUUCCCAGAAUUCCAGCUGAGUGUUAGAAUUUGUGUGUCAUAUGACCCUCCAUAGGGGAUAGGGGAUGGGUGAGCUGCUAAAACAAUAUAUCCACCUUGGGCUUUAAUGCCAGCAGCAGGCUAGCGCUGAAAGCUCUGUGCAGUCAGCCUGGACUGGCCAUGCUGAGAAGUCUAGCAGCUUGAACAGUCAUUGAAUUUGAAUGGCAUCUUCUAAUAGCAAGAUUGUUUUCAUGGGACACUCAAAGGGUUUUGUAUGACUAAAACAGGCUAUCAGAUUUAGGGGUAUAUUAUUGGCGAUAUUAAAAGAGAGGCGCUGUGAAAGAGGAGACAGGUUUCUGAGAGGAUUCAUGUAUUAAAAUCAUAUUAAGACCAUUUCGUCAUCUGUAUCUCUCUGAAAUAUAUUUCCUAGUAAUACAGCUUUAAAGGAGUAUUCUGACAGAGGGAACUGGCCUCAUACUAGAACAUGAAUCUCAGGGGAGGCUUUAUGAUUUAAAUAGGGCAUUACACGUCAGGAACAUUUUAUCAUUAGACAAUAAUAAAUUGUUCUUGGUAAAGAACUACAAACGGUGCCUAUAUCAUUGUAACAGACCAUUGGUAGGAAAUGUGUUUUGGUCAUCAUCACUACGAUAAUGGAAGUAGGCAAAGAAGCGGCAACUAUGGGUAAAAGCAGACUUUGUUCUCUCAACAAGUCAACCACACUGAGAGUAUGUAUUUACAGUGCAAAACUCUGGUAAUGUUGUCAAAACCGUUCAAAUCAUUUAAAUACCUGCCACAAAAAUUCUCAAAACAAGUCUGGAGCAUAAGAUUGUGGUAGCUUGUCAAAAUGGGGCCUGACUGUGUUAGUAACAGUCAUUCAUUUUAUAGGACUGAGUUCAUUCACUGGUAAUGUGGGGGGUGAUAGGAGCUGUGAACAAAUAGUGGGAGAGGGAACAACUGUUUAGACCAUGAGAAUGCUCAUGUAUAAUCUGAAUUAUAUUGAUGUUUCUGUAACUGACCCAGCUGAUGUAGUAAUACUUUUUUUGUCAAUAAUGAGAAGAUGUAUCCAUUUUACCUGUAAUGUGUCAAUUGAAAAUAAAUCAAUUGGUUACAAGUAA